AUGAAGGAACACCAUCCUCUUAACGUCGUUGUCGUCGGUGCCGGUAUAUCGGGGCUUACGGCUGCUAUUGCGUUGGGGAAGCAGGGGCAUCGUGUUGUGGUCCUCGAGAAGUCCAAGUUCAAUAAGGAGACUGGUGCUGCGAUAAACCUGGCGCCAAACUGCACAGUCGUGUUGGAAUGGCUGGAUAUUGACCCGCGGGACUUUGGGGGGACAUUGCUCGAAGAGAUGCGCCGAUAUGACCACAAUGGGACGAUCAAGUAUGGCCAGGAGUUUGCCAACGUUCGCCAAUUUUGGCAAGCUGAAUACUACCUCGUCCACCGAGCAGAUCUUCACGGUGCUCUGAAAGCUCGAGCUUUGAAAACUGCCGAGAUUCACACAGGGUGUAAUAUCAUUGACAUUGACAUUUGCGUCGAUAGACCGGCAGUGACGUUGGACGAUGGAAGAGUCUUCGAGGGCGAUCUACUGAUCGGAGCAGAUGGACUCAAUUCCAUCGUACGCAAAGUAAUCGCACCCGAAGCCUCCGCUCCCUACCCGGACGAAAAGUCGUGCUUCCGCUGGCUGCUCCCCGCUAGCGACAUGUGCAGCCUGGACACGACGCAGCACGCAGUGAAGCCAGGAGUCUUUAUCGAAUGGGAAGCGCCAAAAACAAGGCUCGUAGUGUAUCCAUGCUCCGACAACAAAUUGCUGAAUAUGUGCGCCUUCGUCCCGACUGCUCAGGCAGGAGACCAAGGAGAAGGCUGGGAAGCGACCGGCAACAAAAACGCACUGGUCAACGCCUUUGCAGACUUUUGCCCAGCGGUGCGCGAAUUCGCCGAGCGCGCAGGCGACGACCUCAAAGUGUGGCAGCUCUACGACAUGGCAGCGCUCCCACGCUGGGCGCAGGGACGAGCGGUGUUGAUCGGAGACUCUGCGCAUCCGUUUCAGCCAUAUCUCGGGCAGGGAGGGGCGAUGGCCAUAGAGGACGCGGUCGCACUGGCCAUUCUGUUGCCACCAGGGACCACCGUCGACGAGAUUCCGGGCCGACUGGGUCUGUACGAGACGGCUCGGAGGCCGCGUGUGGAAAAGGUGCUCGACUACACGAGGCUGAAUGCGCGGGAUGACGAUGAUCCUUCGGGAGGGAGAAUCAAGCCCACGCAAAUGAUCGAGUUUAUGCAGACGACCAUGUCGCAUAACGAGGUGGCUCAUUCGACGGCCAUACUGGAGGAGUGUCUGAUCCAUGGAUAG
This is a messenger RNA of Aspergillus calidoustus, 1224 nucleotides long. The record is from the annotation of a GenBank genome assembly. NCBI's taxonomy places the organism in Eukaryota, Fungi, Ascomycota, Eurotiomycetes, Eurotiales, Aspergillaceae.